Molecule: messenger RNA, 5115 nt
Organism: Diorhabda sublineata
Lineage: Eukaryota; Metazoa; Arthropoda; Insecta; Coleoptera; Chrysomelidae
Product: protein transport protein Sec31A
Exons: 16
Coding region: 288-3896 (1202 amino acids)
Biological process (GO): endoplasmic reticulum to Golgi vesicle-mediated transport; endoplasmic reticulum organization; COPII-coated vesicle cargo loading
Cellular component (GO): COPII vesicle coat; endoplasmic reticulum exit site
Molecular function (GO): structural molecule activity; protein binding
Source: RefSeq, a predicted model, not a curated record
CAUAUGAUCUGUCAGAAGUGUUUUCGCAAAAUUUAUUAUUUUUUAUAUGAAUUAAUCCGCGUAUAAAUAUUAUAGAUAAAAAUAAACCGCAAGUAUUAAAAAAUGAUUGAAGUUGUUACAAUUAUAUAUUAAUGGAAUAUUCAAAUUUUUAGAGCAGUUGACGUGUAAAUAUCAUAGAGUAUAUCUGUCAAUGUUGAUUUUGGCCACGUUGGAAGUACAAUUCAUAACAUUUUAAUCUGUUUAAUGGAUUUAUCGUUUUAAAGUUUCAGGAACAAAUAUUGAAAAUUAUGAAGGUAAAAGAUAUCGAACGUACGGCUAACGUAGCUUGGUCUCCGAAAAACCAGCACCCUAUAUAUUUAGCGGCCGGUACCGCCGCUCAACAGCUAGACGCUUCUUUCAACACCAAUGCAGUACUGGAAAUUUAUUCUUUAAAUUUAACAGAUCCUGGUCCUGAUACCCCUUUAGUUUCAUCAAUUCAAACUGAUCAUCGUUUUCAUAAGAUUAUUUGGGGCUCCCACGGAAACAACCCGGUACAAAGUACAAUCAUAGGCGGAUGUGACGAUGGGCUGAUUCAAAUUUACAAUGCCACAAAACUUUUGAAAGGGGAAGACGCUCUAAUUGGGAGACAAGAAAAUCACACAGGUCCCGUACACGCUUUGGACUUCAACAACUUCCAGCAGAACUUAUUUGCUAGCGGUGCAGGAGAUUCUCAAAUUUACAUAUGGGAUUUGAAUAAUCUGAGCCAACCGAUGACACCAGGGGCAAAAUGUCAACCCUCUGAAGAAGUUCUAUCGGUAUCUUGGAAUAAACAAGUGCAGCACAUCCUAGCGUCGACUUUUCCUUCGAAAUGCGUCAUUUGGGACCUUAGAAAAAGCGAACCAAUCAUUAAAUUAACUGAUACAGUAUCAAGAAUCAAAUGGAAAGUGGUUACUUGGCAUCCGGAAGUUGCAACUCAACUAUGCUUAGCUUCUGAGGAGGAUCAAGCGCCGGUUAUACAAAUGUGGGAUCUUCGGUUCGCCACUUCCCCUUUAAAAACCCUUCAAAAUCACCAAAGGGGUAUAUUAUCAUUAGCUUGGUGUACUGAGGAUCCGGAUCUAUUAGUUUCCUGUGGAAAAGAUAACAGAAUAUUAUGUUGGAAUCCAAAUUCUAAUCACCAGAAUGGGGAAGUUUUAGCUGAAAUUGCCGCUACGAAUCAAUGGAGUUUUGAUGUUGUAUGGUGUCCUAGGAAUCCGGCUUUAAUCGCUUCUUCUAACUUUGACGGUCAUGUUUCUGUUUAUUCCGUUAUGGGUGGGAAAACCCAACCGAUUCAAACUACGAAUAAAAUCGCGGACAGUUUUCCCGGUAUGGAAGGUUAUGUUAGAGCUCCUGAGCCUCAGCAAGAUUUAGGACCUACAAGUGUCGAUUUGAGUAAACCGCCGAAAUGGUUGAAGAAACCCAUUGGAGCAAGUUUUGGGUUCGGUGGAAAAUUGGUUACGUUCGAUGAUGGAAAAUCGGCGGUAGCGCAAAGUUUACAAAAUCUUCAACCGGGACAACAACUUCCACAUAUUCAAAGGACCGUUCAAAUUAGUCAGGUUAUUACAGAACCGGAUUUCGUUAAGAAAUCAAUCGAAUUAGAAAAUACUUUGGAAUAUGGGAAUUUUACUGAUUAUUGUCAAGGCAAAUCCGAUUCGUCAAUCGACGAACACAAAAAAUACAUAUGGCGUUUUUUGAAAGCCAAUUUCGAAGAGGUACCCAGAGCGGAGUUGCUCAAUUUGUUAGGUUAUAAUCUCGCCCAAGUUAAUAAAAAAUUAGACACGCACGCCGGAACGAAAUCGGUCAAUAACGUCGAUAGUUUAACCGAAGAUUUCGCUUAUUCCAACAGGAUAGAAGAUUACGAUCCUAACGAUGCUUUCGACGUAAUAAGUAAACAACAGAAAAAGGAGACUAAAACGUUCAAAAUUAAUACGGACGAUGAUACGGAAGGUCUCAUAACGCAAGCUCUGUUGUUGAAUAACGUCGCGGCUGCUGUGGAAUUGUGUUUGAAAGCCGAAAGGUACGCGGAUGCCUUAGUUAUUGCGACUACCGGUGGUCCGGAUCUAUUAGCAAAAACCCAAAUGAAAUAUUUAGAACAAUCCAACGGUUACGUAUCAACUUUAAUAUCAGCUAUAGUUUCGGAAGAUUGUAGUUUAAUAAUCAACAAUUGUGAUAUAAGUAAUUGGAAGGAAGCUCUAGCCGCUGUCCUAACUCACGCCUCGGACGACGAUUUACCAACGUUAUGCGAACGUUUGGGUGAUAGAUUGGUCGAGGAAUGUAAAAACGAUGUGAAAUUAUCUCGAGACGCUCAAUUGUGUUACAUUUGCGCCGGUAGUUUCGAUAAACUCGUGACCAGUUGGAGCGAUAACGCUCUGAAAUCCACAGAGACUCUUCAAGAAUUGAUAGAGUUGGUGACGUUUUUGCAGAAGGCUAUCGAAAGGCAAGGUAGACAAGUUAAGGUAUCGGGCGUAUUGGCGGACCUACUAUCCCAUUACGCUUCCCUAUUAGCCUCCCAAGGCGAACUAUCCACGGCCGUAGCCUAUUUAGGUGCGUCCGGCAACGAAAAAGUGGCCGCGCUAAGGAACCGGCUGCAAACGGCGCUCGGUCAAAGGCCGUCGCUCGGUCAAGAAACGAGACAACAGAACAACCGAAGAGGCAGCCAGAGAAGUUCGUUUUCGAGCUACAACAACAACAACAACAAUCAAUAUCAACCGGCGCCGGUAGCGAGUUACAACCAAUUCAACGCCGGCGGUUUACCGCCGCCGCCGCCGCCGACUGUAAACAACCAACCGUGGCAACCGGCGACCGCAGGUUUACCGCAACCUCCGAGACCCAACAGCGUCGGUUCGAAUCAAGGUUUGCCGUCGAAAAAAUACGUCGUGGAUCCUUCGGUGGGUUCGAAUCCUUACGUUUCGACGUUUAACCAAUUCGUUAAUCGACCGCCGGUCGAUUUGUAUCGAUCGUCGAAUGAUAACGAUGCGUACGGUUCCAAUUCGCAAAUACCGCCGACGAACGCGUCUAAUCUUAGUUUCAAUUUGUCUCCUAUGAAUAAUUCGGCGCGACAAAAUUACGCGCCGCCUCCGCCGCCGUCUUCCGUCGUUGAACCGGCGCAGUACGCUUUGAAAGGCGUCGCUUCGACUUCGGCGCACGGUUGGAACGAUCCGCCUCCGUUAACGAAACCGUCGAAACCGCAGAGUAACGACGAAACUGCACAAAGAGAAAUGUACGCCACGCACGCCGGAGUCAAAUUAUGGCGAAAGCCAAAAUCGGAAGUUACACCUGCCGAACCUAUCACACACCCCCUGUAUGGUACAGCGCCGGUUCAGGCCUCGCCUUUACCAAUGAACGGUUACGGAGACGCGAAUCAAAUAACACAACCUUAUAAUCAAAAUUUUUAUCCUCAAAAUCCACCGUCGACGUUCCAACCGCAAGCAACUACAUUCGCCACCGCAUACAACCCCAAUAAUUUCAAUCAAAAUUUGGUACAACCACAACAGGAAGUCGUAGGUAGGACGGAAAUUCCCCAACCCGUUCAAAAACCUCCGAUACCCGAAGAACAUUUACAUUUAAAAACCGUUUUCGACGAAUUAAGGAAUCGAUGUAGUUGUACGGCUAAUAAUCCGCAAACGAAAAGGAAACUCGACGACGUCGGAAAAAAAUUGGAAUUACUCUACGACGCUUUAAGGGAAUUAAGGCUUUCACCCAACACAUUGUCGUCCCUCCACGAAAUGGUACAAAUGAUCCAAACCGGAAAUUAUACGGGGGGUUUGAGUUUACAUACACAAUUGGUGUCAGGUCCGGACUUCGCCCAAAUUGCCAGUUUCAUGCCGGGUAUUAAAGUGUUGCUGCAAACAGCUUUACAAUUACAAGUUUACAUUAGAUAGAUGGAGAAGCGAAUAUAUAAUGAAAACAAAAAACAGAAAAAAAGAACCGAAACGACGAUUCAAUUCGAUUUAUUUAAGCCGAAGAAAUUUUUUUCAAUUUUUAGUUGUAAUUGAAUUAGUUAUUAUGAAAUAGAUAAUACGAGGGGCGUUUUGAAAGAUUACGACGAAUAAACUUGACCGUUAUCCAUUUAAUGCUCAUUUUACUCAGUCAGACACUAUUAUAUUUCAUCUAUGUCAUUUUGGUGACUCGUUUUAUGGUAUUUUUAAUUUUUAUUCACUGUUUGAUCACUUGGUGUCUUAAUUCGAUGCUGGAAAUUAUCUUUUACUGUCUAUUGUUGUGAUGUAUUAGUAUUUUUUCGUUUUUAUUUUGCUCUUUCUAUCAUUUUUUGCCACUUUUAACCCGUUUUCUUUCCUAGUGUCGUAACAUUGUCUUCGAAGAACUUGCUGGACUCUUCAUUUCCACUGAAUAUUGUUUUUUCCAACAAGUGGUAUCAUAUAUGGUAAAAUCAUUACUGAAACUCUCUUUAUUCCAUUUUCUGUCUGUACUUAUCUCGAAAAAAAGGUUUUUUUGACUUCGUCUAUCAUUCAACAUCCAUCCAUCGAUAUAUGACUAUAAUUUUUCAUAUUUCACAUGUUGAAAGUGUUUUAAUGGUUUUCAAUUGCAAUCUAGUAUCCUUCCAUUGAUCUAGAAAGAUUAUUUUGUCUUUUUGACGGUUUCUAGCUAUUUGAUGUCAAUUUUUUAUCCAUUCUUUCUCUAAUAUCACCCAUCAAUCUUCAGAGGAUUUACUAGAAUCUCCAUUUCCAUUAAAUAUUGUGUCUGAUAGCUGUUUGUCUAUUGAAAAAGGUUUCAUCCACCUUCUAACAUCCCCUAGGACUAUUAUUUUCCAUAUUUUGCAGUUUUCGUCUAUUUCAAGUCGGUUUUUAACCGAUGUUUCUCAAAAUUCGUCCACUUAUACAAUAAUUUCUAUUUCUAUCAUUUAUUGUCGUCAAAAACUGAAUUUUGAGGAAAUUUUUGAUUCUUAGGAACCCAUAUCGAAAAACGUUGUAGCCCCCUUUCCGCUAAGUAAAUUAGUUUUAAAUAAUAUAUUCUUAAUAAAAAAAAAAUUUAAUUUCUGUUUUGUUUUUGAAUAUUUAAAUUUUUUACCAUAUUUGUAAAGUGAUUAAAAAACAAAUUGAUUAUUAUAUUAAGGUGCUUUUUAAUAAAUUAUAUCCAUUUUGA